GACGCUCCUUGUCAACCGCGAACCCUCGCAAAAUUUACUGGUGACCAGUUACUCGGGAAUAACUUACGCCAGUACUACGCUGCCCUUUUGGUUCUGGUAACCGUCUAGAGGAUAUUCAAUCAUGAACAUUUUCAGGCUACUGGGUGACUUGGCUCAUCUAGCCUCCAUUUUCAUCCUCGUGCACAAGAUGCAUACUACGAGGUCCUGCCGAGGCAUCUCGUUCAAGACCCAGGCACUCUACGUUCUCGUGUUCCUGACGCGUUACAUCGACCUGUUAUAUACGUGGAUCUCAUUGUACAACUUUGUUAUGAAGGUUUUCUUUAUCUCCAGCAGCGGUUACAUCCUCUACCUCAUGAAAUAUCGUUUCCGGCCGACUCAUGACCCUUCCCUUGAUACAUUCAAAGUUGAAUACCUCGUCGGGCCAUGCUUCGCCCUUGCCCUGAUAUUCAACUAUCGGUUCGAGGUAACCGAAAUCUUGUGGACUUUUUCUAUAUACUUGGAGGCUGUUGCUAUCUUCCCGCAACUGUUCAUGAUGCAACGGACGGGAGAGGCUGAAACUAUCACGACGCAUUACCUUGCUGCUUUGGGCACCUACCGGGCGUUGUACAUUCCUAACUGGAUAUACAGGUACUUCACGGAAGGUACAGUAGAUCCGAUAGCUGUUGUGGCUGGCAUCGUGCAAACCGGGCUCUACCUUGACUUUUUCUACGUUUAUGUUACAAAAGUACUCCAAGGACAGAAAUUUGAACUACCGGCAUGAUGUUUCUUGCUUGUCUUUACCACUUUGGACACUAUUGUCCCACUUAAUGAAUUUCCUCGACGAGUAAGCGGCACUUCUCUGCACCAACACCAAUCAGAGGUAUAACCCUGAGAACGAAAUGACUCCGUAAGAUUCUGAUGUAGGGAACUUCUGGCUAUGUGCAGGUGAUUAUACAGUACCUAGCAUCACCUCCGCCCCGCGUCGCUACUACGGAUCCAGCACCACUCUCUGCCGAAUAUAUCCUCAUUACUAGACUCAGUACCAGCCGUGAGUAGAUAG
Pisolithus orientalis is the source of this 1039-nucleotide messenger RNA. Its product is annotated as ER lumen protein retaining receptor-domain-containing protein. Gene Ontology annotation, cellular component: endoplasmic reticulum; cis-Golgi network; membrane. The record is from RefSeq and is a predicted model, not a curated record. Gene Ontology annotation, molecular function: ER lumen protein retrieval receptor activity. The transcript has 6 exons. Lineage: Eukaryota; Fungi; Basidiomycota; Agaricomycetes; Boletales; Pisolithaceae. Gene Ontology annotation, biological process: protein retention in ER lumen; endoplasmic reticulum to Golgi vesicle-mediated transport. Bases 122 to 760 code for a protein of 212 amino acids.